GAGUAUUCAAUUACAGUAAUUUUUAUCUUAAUUCAUGUUGGCUGUACUAUACCCCCAGGAGAAAAUGGUAAAGACUUACCGAAUAACUUUCAUCAGGAACAAUAUCAAGCUAGAAUAAAAAUACCUACAGACUCUGGUACAGCUUCAGGUUGUAAAUUCGGAAAAAAACCAGUAAAAAUUUAUAAAACUGAUGGUAAUGGAAAAACAUUUCUUGACAUUUCCUAUAUAAAUGUCGGAUAUAACUACGAAUACAAUAUUAAUUGCGGACCAGUGAGUGAAAGUGAGUCACACUAUCCAUCUCAAGAUGAUAAUGCUAUCACCUAUGGGGGUGGACAUAAACCUCAUAGACCAAUUUUUGGUGGACAUCACAAACCAGGAUUUGGAAAUCAUCAUAAACCAGGAUUUGGUAAUAAACCAGGAUUUGGUAAUAAACCAGGAUUGGGUGGAAAUCACCAUGGUACUGAAUCAGAAGAUACAGAUUUAGAAGAAAACCAUAAUAGUAAUAGGCCAAACCGACCAUUUCUCUCUAACUUUUUUGGAAACAGACCAUUUCAAAAUCUUUUUGGACAAUCACAUCAAACGUCAGAAGCUCAACAACCUGGUGUUUUCAACAACAUCGUUACCAGUGUCACCAGCAUAUUCCCUUCUCCUCAAGAAUUUGGACAAGGUUUAGGAGACGGUAUUUCAUCAUUUAUCCUCACAAUACCUCAAAUAGGACAAAGUUUUCAGUCAUUGUUACCUAAUUUUGGUAACUUUUUUGGUAGUACACCUGCAGUACAGAAUAUACCUAAUCCACCUAACCCUGUGGACCCUGGGGAAAUACCUGUGAAUAUAAAUUACAACGAUGAGAUAAAACCAGUUCACGAAGAUCAUGAUCCUGUUACAGAUCCCUACAAGAAUCGUCUCCGACCUGGUCAGUAUUUGGUGGCUUCACAUCCACUGUUCGGUAGUGCCACAUUUGACUUAUCACGCAUUAACCCUAUCAAACUUUACCAACAAUUUACUGAUGAGGUGGUGGAUUAUUUUGGAGAUUUUUUUUAAUUUAGAAGAUAGAACUAACUACAUGUUUUCAUGGGGUUAUUCUAAUUCUACAAACUUUUAUCCAAAAUACCAAAAUUAUUAUUCGAGAACCAAACAAGAGAACUACCAAAUUGCAAGUAGAAGUUUCGUUCGAGAUGAAGAAGAAAUGAUCAAUCCUAGAUCCUAUGAAGGAAGAAGAACUCAGUAUAAAGAUAACCGUAAUAUUAAAUUUCCUUCUUAAGAAUUAUAUUAUAUUGCGAAUAUUAAAAUAUAAAAUAAUAAAA
This is a messenger RNA of Diabrotica balteata, 1304 nucleotides long. Lineage: Eukaryota; Metazoa; Arthropoda; Insecta; Coleoptera; Chrysomelidae. The record is from the annotation of a GenBank genome assembly.